Molecule: messenger RNA, 1054 nt
Organism: Equus quagga
Lineage: Eukaryota; Metazoa; Chordata; Mammalia; Perissodactyla; Equidae
Product: zinc finger protein 705A-like
Exons: 6
Coding region: 11-1054 (347 amino acids)
Biological process (GO): negative regulation of transcription by RNA polymerase II
Molecular function (GO): DNA-binding transcription repressor activity, RNA polymerase II-specific
Source: RefSeq, a predicted model, not a curated record
GUUAUUGACAAUGCAGCCACUGGAAUCAGUGACGUUUGAAGAUGUAGCUAUAGACUUCACCCAGGAAGAGUGGGCCCUGCUGGACACAUCCCAGAGAAAGCUGUACAGAGAUGUGAUGCUGGAGAGUAUCGAUCAUCUGGUCUCCAUUGGGUAUCAGAUCUUUAAAUCUGAUGUGAUUUUCCAGUUGGAGCAAGGAAAAGAGCUAUGGAGUGAAGGAGAUGGAUUUCUCCAAGGCCAGAGUCCAGGCAGCAAAAGUCCUCUUAGAAAACAAGAAAUUAUAUCAAUGUCUCACACUCAUGUGGAUCCUAUUGAAUGUAUUGAUAUGGUUGAUGAAUUUGCUCAUAGAUCUGUGUCCACUCAACAAUUGUCAAUUCCCAUGGGAAGGAAAUGUGAUGUCAGCAAACAGUGCGGAAAAUCACUUCGUAAAGACUCACCCCAUAAUCAACAUGAUCAAAUUAAUGCUAGGGGUAGAUCUUGUGAAUGUCAUCUAUGUGGGAAAGCCUUUAGUAAUUGUUUUAGCCUUAGACGACACAAGAUGACCCACACUGGAGAAAAACCAUAUAAAUGUCAUCUGUGUGGGAAAGUCUUCAGUCAAAAUUCUUACUUAACACAACAUGAGAAAACUCACACAGGGGAGAAGCCAUAUGAAUGCCAUGUAUGUAAGAAAGCUUUCUCCCAGCGUUCUUACCUUAGAAAACAUGAGAGAAUUCAUCCUGGAGAUAAACGUUAUGAAUGUGUUCAGUGUGGGAAAGCCUUUAGUCAAAGAUCUGGCCUGAGCCAACACAAGAGAAUCCACACAGGAGAGAAACCAUAUAUAUGUAUUCUAUGUGGGAAGGACUUCUUUCAAAGUUCUGAACUUACACGGCAUAACAGAACACACACAGGAGAGAAACCAUAUGAAUGUCAUCAGUGUGGGAAUGCCUUCAGUCAAUAUUCUAAUCUUAGACGACAUGAGAGAACCCACACUGGAGAGCAGCCAUAUGAAUGCCAGCUAUGCAGGAAAUUCUUCAGUCAUCGUUCUUCCCUUAGACGACAUGAGGAGACCCAGCACUGA